Solea solea (common sole) is the source of this 2206-nucleotide messenger RNA. RefSeq names its product cytochrome P450 2K1-like. Bases 261 to 1769 code for a protein of 502 amino acids. The record is from RefSeq and is a predicted model, not a curated record. The transcript is spliced from 10 exons. Lineage: Eukaryota; Metazoa; Chordata; Actinopteri; Pleuronectiformes; Soleidae. Gene Ontology annotation, molecular function: oxidoreductase activity, acting on paired donors, with incorporation or reduction of molecular oxygen, reduced flavin or flavoprotein as one donor, and incorporation of one atom of oxygen; iron ion binding; heme binding. Gene Ontology annotation, cellular component: intracellular membrane-bounded organelle; cytoplasm. Gene Ontology annotation, biological process: xenobiotic metabolic process.
AUGUUAAAACUUUGUUCCGGGACACAGAUAAAUAUUUAUUUCAGAUUUCUAUUUCUAUUAUCUGAUGCUAUGCUCCGCCGAAAUGUAUUCUGGGAUACAUGGCCAUCCCAAGUACGCUUAAGUCACCUCCGAUGCAUACUUGGUCAAAAUGGGCGGAGCGAGAACACUUCCGGGUUUGAGAACCGUCCUCGCUGUUCGCCUCCUUGAGAAUUGGAACAGCACCUGGACUGAGACUGAGGACGUUCUCACAAGUACGCAACAUGAUGUUUGAAGAUCUUCCCUCCUCCACUUCACUCUUCAUGUUGGUGGCCACUGUGGCUCUGCUGGUCCUCCAUGUUCUUCACUUCAGAGUCGGCACCAAAGAAAACCGGAGGGAGCCUCCAGGACCUAAACCUCUUCCCCUGCUUGGUAACCUGCUUCAGGUGGAUCUAAAGAGACUGGACACCUCUCUUUUUGAUCUGGCUAAAAAAUAUGGACCAGUAUUUACAGUAUACCUGGGACCUAAGAAGGUGGUGGUCCUGGCAGGAUACAGGACAGUCAAGAAAGCUCUGGUCAAUUAUGCCGAGGAGUUUGGAGACAGAGAAGUCAUGCCUGUAUUUUACGAUUUUAACAAAGGACAUGGCAUCCUGUUUACCAAUGGCGACGUAUGGAAAGAGAUGAGGCGUUUUGCUCUGAGCACACUGAGAGACUUCGGAAUGGGAAGAAGAACUAGUGAAGAAACAAUUAUCGAGGAAUGUCACCAUCUGGUUGAAGAAUUUGAACAACAUAAAGGUGAAGCCUUCAACAACAGGAGGCCUGUUUCUUAUGCAUCUUCAAAUGUUAUAUCCGCUCUCAUGUUUGGGAAGAGGUUUGACUACAAAGAUCCUGAAAUCCAUACCCUAUUGGAACAGGAUAUCGAGUCCAUUCGUCUAACAGGAUCAGCUUCCAUUCUGAUAUACAAUGCAUUCCCUUGGCUGGGCCCUUGUCUUAAAAACUGGAGAGCGUUGAUGAAGAAUGUAGAAGACAGCGUUGCAGAAACAAAGAGGAUAAUAGCAGAACUGAAGGAGACCCUGAACCCUGACAUGUGCAGAUGCUUUAUUGAUGUUUUCCUGAGUCGAAUGCAACGUCUGGAGGAGUCUGGAAUCAAGGACUCGCACUUCCAUGAUGACAACCUGCUCUAUAGUGUAACAAAUCUGUUUGCAGCUGGAACUGAUACCAUAGCGAUAUCUCUGCAUUGGAGCCUACUUUUAAUGGCCAAGUACCCUCGUAUUCAAGACAAAGUCCACGAGGAGCUGAGAAGGGUGGUUGGAAGUCGUCAGAUUAGAGUGACGGACAGGAAGGACUUGCCAUACACCGAUGCUGUCAUCCAUGAGACACAGCGACUGGCCAACAUUGUACCCAUGGCCAUUCCUCACAAAACCAGCAGAGAUGUCACUUUCCAGGGCUGCUUUAUCGAAAAAGGAACUACCGUGUUUCCUCUUCUAACCUCUGUCCUGUAUGAUGAGAGUCAAUGGGAGAGCCCACAUACUUUCAACCCCUCACACUUCUUAGAUAAGGAGGGCAGAUUUGUAAAGAGUGAUGCCUUCAUGCCAUUCUCUGCCGGUCGCAGAGUGUGCCUUGGAGAAAGUCUGGCCAGGAUGGAGCUCUUCCUCUUCUUCACCUCUCUGCUUCAGCACUUUCGUUUUACGCCUCCGCCUGGAGUCACAGAGGACGAACUUAGUCUCACACCGUUUGUGGGCUUAACCCUCAGCCCUUUACCUCAUGAGCUGUGUGCUGUCAGUCGCCAAUGAGAAAGACAGCUCGGUCUGGCACUACAAAGGCAGUUCAUCAGUUCAUCAUACCCAGCAAAUGACUUUUUUAUAUCUGGCUUCACCAAAGCCUAAUACUAUGUUGGAUGUUUUCACUGUGUGUAAUCAAGCAUACUGGUUGUCUUUGUGAUGACUUGUGUUGUAUAAAUAAACUAUCCUUGCCAUAAUUUGGUAUUAGUCCUACCUGGACCUUUCCUUGUGAUCAUGUCAUUUACCACAUUUGCGAUUACUUCAUUUUGAUCUUUUAUUUUGUGCCUUUUGUUUUUCGUCCUGGAUAAUAUUGAAUCACAGUAUGAUGUGGACAUCUAACCCUAACCCUUUUACCUGUGUGCGGUCAGUAGCCUUUUUCUCUUAAAUGUGAUGCACACUGGGUUACUUUGUGAUCAUUGUGCUGUAUAAAUAAACUAGCCUUUCCAUAA